Molecule: messenger RNA, 375 nt
Organism: Onychomys torridus (southern grasshopper mouse)
Lineage: Eukaryota; Metazoa; Chordata; Mammalia; Rodentia; Cricetidae
Product: secretoglobin family 1D member 1-like
Exons: 3
Coding region: 4-375 (123 amino acids)
Source: RefSeq, a predicted model, not a curated record
ACCAUGAGGCUGGCCCUGUGUUUUCUGCUGGUCGUCCUGGCUGUUUGUUGCUAUGAAGCCAAUGCUAAGGUCUGUAAUGCAGUGAAGCGUGAAAGUUCCAUCUUCUUAUUGGGGAGCAAGGAGCUGCUAAAGAUGGAUCUUCAGAGAUAUGGUGCACCCCCAGAGGCUGUUGAGGCAAAGCUGAAAGUGAAGGAAUGUGUAGACAAAAAUUUGACUAUGAUUGAGAAAUUGGCAGUAUCAGCCGUAGUGCAGCCUCUUUCUCCCGCUGUCCUCAUAGCCGCUGUCAUAGAAAGGCAAGCUCCUCGCCAGGAGUCUGCCUCUGAGUCCAUGAUUCUUGCUACCAUCCCAAAGGAUGUUUAUGGAACGCCGAAGUAA